This is a messenger RNA of Pistacia vera, 1474 nucleotides long. Its product is annotated as geranylgeranyl transferase type-1 subunit beta-like. NCBI's taxonomy places the organism in Eukaryota, Viridiplantae, Streptophyta, Magnoliopsida, Sapindales, Anacardiaceae. Gene Ontology annotation, cellular component: CAAX-protein geranylgeranyltransferase complex. Bases 136 to 1245 code for a protein of 369 amino acids. Gene Ontology annotation, biological process: protein geranylgeranylation. Gene Ontology annotation, molecular function: CAAX-protein geranylgeranyltransferase activity. The transcript has 11 exons. The record is from RefSeq and is a predicted model, not a curated record.
GGAAAGUCACCCGACUCGACUCGCCGUGUCACAGUCAACUCGGAGUCGGAGCUGACAACUCAAAGGGAACUCAAUAGAUCAGAAUCCAUUCAUUAUCAUCAAAUCUUAGAAUCUUUACUGUCUUCAGCACCGUACAUGGAAGCAUCAGCAGGUAGAGAGUGGGACCAAAUUUCAUCAGAAGAUGAAUACCAGCCGGUAUUUUCACGUCCGUUAUCACACUUCGAUAGAGACCGACACUUGGCGUACCUGGAGAUGAUGUACCAGAUGUUGCCGCAUUAUUACCAGAAACAGGAGAUCAAUCGCAUUACUCUAGCUCAUUUCGCCAUCUCCGGUCUCCAACUUCUCGGCGCCUUAGAUCGCGUUGACAAGGAAGCAGUUUCAAAUUGGGUUUUAUCAUUGCAAGCUCACCCAAGAAAUGAAGCUGACCUGAACAGCGGAGAAUUAUAUGGAUUCCAUGGUUCUCGAAGCUCACAGUUUCCUCCGGAUGAUAAUGGGGUUUUGACUCACAAUGGUAGUCACUUGGCGAGCACAUUCUGUGCCCUAGCCAUUCUAAAGGCUGUUGGCUAUAGUUUUGCAAAUAUUGAUCGUGUUUCAAUAUUGACAUCAAUGAAAAAUCUUCAACAGCCUGAUGGGAGUUUCAUGCCUAUCCAUUGUGGGGCAGAGAUGGACCUUCGGUUCGUAUACUGUGCUGCUGCAAUCUGUCAUAUGUUGGAGGAUUGGAGUGGCAUGGAGCGGGAGAAAGCUAAGGAUUACAUAUUAAACUGCCAGUCAUAUGAUGGUGGGUUUGGCUUGAUUCCUGGUUCAGAAUCACAUGGCGGUGGUACCUACUGUGCAGUUGCAUCUCUCCGAUUAAUGGGGUUCAUAGAAGAUGAUGUUCUUUCUAAUUCUGUAUCUUCUUCCGUUAUCAACUUGCCAUUGUUGCUGAAUUGGUGUUUGCAGAGGCAAGAGGAUGAUGGUGGAUUUCAAGGUAGAGCCAACAAGCCUAGUGACACAUGUUAUGCAUUUUGGAUUGGGGCAGUUUUGAGGAUCUUGGGCGGCUAUAAGUUCAUUGACACGGAAGCUUUACGUGGAUUUUUGCUAACUUGUCAGUCUCAGUAUGGUGGUUUCAGUAAAUACCCAGGGGAGCUGCCUGAUCUAUACCACUCAUACUAUGGAUAUACUGCAUUUAGUCUUCUGGAAGAACCUGGGCUAAACCCACUUUGUCCCGAACUGGGAAUGACAGAUUUUUCGACUUUGGGAAUAUGACUUGAUCAUAAUUCUUAGUGAAAUAUAUUAUUUGCCCCCUCUCACACCUCAUUUUUCAGGAUGAUUGUACCUGUGCUCACUUCUUUUUUCUUUCAAUGUUGUUUGUAUAUUGUGAUUAAAAGGAUGUAUCUAAUGAUAAGCUAAACUUAAAACUUACCAUACCAAUUUUUUGACCAUGUAAUCUCUGAGCACGAUAUAGAAUUUUUUCUGAUAAUGUUGGAGAAAUUUU